UGCUACUAGCUGAUUUAUAAUCUUUUAAAUGUUUAAAAAAUGUGUUAGCACAGUAUCCGUAAAAGUAAGGGCCGGCCCGCACUAAUUCAUAACUUGACGAAUGUAAUAAACCUAAAAUAUACGUUGUGUAAAGCUCUUUCUAUGCCCUCUCGGAGCGGUAGUCGGCGGCCGGGUUCGCGUACGUCAUAAGAAAUGCUAUCUUGUUUUAUAGUAGCGAGCAUGAGAAUGGAAGUUGUGACUUAUGUUUUCGUUUUAUAUUUACACGUUUAACGCACAAAAAGACACUCAUUAAAAGCCGGAGUUCGUGUAUAGUAGCACUGUCUAGACGCAGACAUUGUGCUAUCGCUUAAUGAUAGGGCUAUCGAGACAGUCAUGUCUAGUACAUCACGAGUUCGAUCACAAGUGGUGGCACUACUGAAUAAGAUGGAGCCCAUUGGCCAUAUUAAAUCAUGGUUCAAGACGAAGAACGGCACUCCACGCCAGCCAACGAUAUGCUCACUAUCUAGAGGAGUGCUCAACAUUGACAAAUCAGUUUUCAACAACCCGGAACAUUCGUUAGCGGGCAUCGAAGAAUUUUCACACAUAUGGAUCAUCUUCGUUUUCGAUCGCAAUGACGGGCGCCACCUGCGGGCGAAGGUAAAGCCACCACGGCUCAACGGGAAGCGCGUCGGCGUCUUUGCCACUCGCUCGCCCCACCGUCCCAACCCCAUCGGGCUGACGCUAGCAAAGCUCGACCGAGUCGAGGGCGCCACGCUGCACCUGUCCGGAUUAGACAUCCUGGACGGCACGACGGUGCUGGACGUGAAACCCUACGUUCCCGAAUACGACCGACCGGGAAGCGUCCCCGAAUCGCGGCGCGACAACGGCGCCGGCGACGACAAACCGCGCGACAACGCCCUCCCGGCGAACUCGGACGCCGCCGCCGAUCCGCGGCCGGAAGCCCAGCAGGUGGCGCUGGGAAAGGAAGUCGUGCGGCGCGUGCAGUGGAAGUCGCCGGUCGUCGACUCCGAGUGCAGUCAGUCGAUCGAGGCGAGCGACAUCCUCGACCACAGCUGCUCGUUCGACAGCCACACGAUCGUCGUGCACGCGACGCCCGGCGACGCCCGGCAACGCGCGGCAACGGCGGAAGACGGAGAAGGCGCCACCGACGCGGCGUCGCCGGAGGAGCGCUCGCCGGAGGGCGCCCCUGCGAACCGUAGCCGAGGACGCGACGACCGCGGGAGCGAUGAGGAAACGCGCGUCUCGAACCGCGGGGGCGUCGACGAUGGCGGCGGGUCCCCGCCUUCGCGCACGGACGCGCACGUACGAGACACUGGGACGACGCCGGUGGAGGGAACAUUGGUGAGCGCCCGCGAGGCUUCAGUCGCCGAUGCGACGGGGGACGCUACGCAGGAAACGCAGCCGAGAAAUCUCGCGGCAAUGACCGCGACGACGUCAACGACGAUGACGAUGGCAGCGAUGACGACGGCGCAGGUCGCCGACUGGCUGGCUGACCCUCCCGUGCGGCCGCUGCGCGUGCGCUUCACGGAGCGAGCGCGGGAGCAGCUGCUGCGGUACUUCUCCCCCGGAGCGCUCGGCUCCUCCUCCUCCUCCCUCCUCCGGCACCUACGCUCGCACGAGGAGCUGCGGGCGUCCAUCGCCGAGAUCCUGUCGGCCGACCCGCGCUCCGUCUACCGGCGGCAGAAGUGCUCCGACCGGCUGUACUACCUCACCGUCGAUGCCGCCCACGUCACGUGCUGGUUCGACGACGACGGCAGCGUCGAGGUCAUCAAGGUGCGGCCCGACGGCGAGGUGUCAGGCGGCGCCACCUAGCGAGGGGUUGCGGCGGCGGAGAGCGCCACCUAGCGAGGGGUUGCGGCGGCGGAGAGCGCCACCUAGUGAUGGGUCGCGACGGCAAUUCUUGGCGCAGCGGCCGAAAGCGGACGGCGUCUGCGCCGCCACCACCGUGUCGCCAACCGAGGUGCAGGUGGUGCCCACCUGGCAGACUAUGACCUACGCGAUUUGUCGAGCGAGUGGAGAGUGGAUGGCGUUCGUGAUUGGUUGUAGACGUUCGCGGGUGUGGCUGGGGUGUGAAGCAAUUGUGAUUCGUGAUGCCACCUGGUGGGCGAUCGUGUAAAUAACGAGCUGAUUCAGACGGAACUUGCAGCACACGUGCACGACGAUGGUUUGUGCAUGUCCGUGUUUUAAUACUCUGUAAGGAUAUAAUAUGUGUGUAUAUGUAUUAUGUAUACAUAAAAUAUUAUAAAGAUGUGGGUAAGGUGGAGAACCAACCAACUGUGGGCGCACACGCACCGUGCGCGCGAAAUCUCUGCAUUCCAAAGAUUCUUCACAUGCAGUAUGCAGAUAUUUUUUAAUUCCCAAACUACGUGUAACGCGUGCAUAUCUCUUGUGUUGUUUUUUUGUAAUGACUGUCGGGGUUGUGCAAGUUAAGCCAGCUAGUCACCCGUGGAGGUCGUGGGUCAUCAUGAGUCAUAGAUAGGUCGAGUAACGGUUAAGUCUCUAGUGAGGUCUAUCCAUGACAAUAGACAACGGUUGCCGGACAGACGGAACGAAAUGGAAGCGAAUGCGGAUAGAAAGAUGUCGUAUUUAUUUUUCCGUUACCUGUCGUGAAUUUCCUCACGAUGGAUUGUUGGAAGGUAACACUUUAUCAUAACGAUGUGAUAAAAUUGAUCCGGUGAUUGAUGUAUGUACAUAGAUGUGUAAUGUGUGUAUAAUAGUGAGUAAAUAUGACACGUGCUCAGAUGGACAGUGUUUCGAUGUAUAGUCCUACUUAGCGAACAGAUUUGUUAUUGGCCAACGAUGUGUUACCGGUUUACUAUCAAUUAGCAAAAUCAAGGUGAUUUACAUAGUGUGAAUAUUAAUGUAUUUAUUGUGGUAGCAAUAAACGAUAGUAGUAUUGAUUCA
Priapulus caudatus is the source of this 2904-nucleotide messenger RNA. Its product is annotated as nef-associated protein 1-like. NCBI's taxonomy places the organism in Eukaryota, Metazoa, Priapulida, Priapulimorpha, Priapulimorphida, Priapulidae. The record is from RefSeq and is a predicted model, not a curated record. The transcript is spliced from 5 exons. Bases 373 to 1812 code for a protein of 479 amino acids.